Molecule: messenger RNA, 5745 nt
Organism: Mercenaria mercenaria
Lineage: Eukaryota; Metazoa; Mollusca; Bivalvia; Venerida; Veneridae
Product: protein TRC8 homolog
Exons: 3
Coding region: 135-2036 (633 amino acids)
Biological process (GO): ERAD pathway
Cellular component (GO): endoplasmic reticulum; endomembrane system
Molecular function (GO): ubiquitin protein ligase activity
Source: RefSeq, a predicted model, not a curated record
UGUAAAGAUCAACGUUCACCUGAAAGUAUUUCCGGUUUACUGAUUUGUCAAAAUUUUAAAGUUUAUCUUAAAAAUAGGGUUAAAACCGAAGAAAAAUGUUCUAGUUCGACUUUCCUUCAAGACGGUCCUAAAGUAUGUCUUGGCCAGGGAGACUUGAAACGGCGCUUAGCGUCAUUUUACGCGUCCCACCCCUGUUUCUACUAGACAGUGUUUUGAACAAGUCGUUCCUGGCCUUUUUGUUUCCGUAUGAUCCGGCUAUGUCCUGGCAACAGUUCAUAACUUGGUUUCUGUUUAUGGCACUAGUUUUCCUAAUUGGAUUAGUGAUGUUUGUGAUGUCAAUUCGACAACUUUUGAGGAUCUACAGUUACGUGGUAAACAUUGUAGUGCUGGGUUUGUCAUACUGGUGGAAUCAUAGCUUCAUUAUUGAGGUGCAAGAUGAGGAUGAUGUUGUAGAAGAGGACAGAAUGACCUUCCCACGAAGAGAUGUGGUCUACAAACAUUUUUUUGCCCAGUUCUUUCUAGCUUGGUUAUUUUAUAUGGCAUGGGAUAUACGUAGAUCUUCAGACGGCCUUAGUAACUUUACAAAGAGUGCCAUGCAGGCAGCUGUACAUCUGUCUUUCAUAUCUCCCAUUGUUGUAGAUGGGCUGUUGAAUAUUGGUUUCUACCGAGGCUGGAGUCCAGCUAUAGCUAUUGUUUACCCAGUGAUGCAUAUUUCACAUGAUAUCCUGGAUUCUUUAUCUAAUGUGUACUUUUCAUGUAAGAGGAUGUAUAAUAUUGUGAGAGUGACAGUUAGUGCAAUAGGAAUUCAAGCUUUUAUUGAGGAUCAGUGGAUGAGACUGCAUGUUCCAAAAGUUCUAAGAAUUUUCUUUAUCACCAGAGUAUCCUAUCAGUUAACAGUCUACAUUAGUUCUAUUUAUUAUGACACACCUCCAAAAAUGCAUUUUGAAAAUGCUACUGAAGAAUACAAGCAUGAAAAUUUUACACUAAUUUUUCAAAAUUUAUUGGUCAGAAGUUGUGAGACUUUUGUAUCACUUCUGGGAACAACAAGUGUUGUUUCUUAUAUCGCUCAUUAUAUUGGUCUCAUUAUGGCGUUCUGUGUCGGGUCUGAUACUGAGGAAGAUAGAAACAUGGGGACAGUAUCGGCCAUUUUGUUUUUUUUGCUAGCACUACAGACUGGUUUAACAGGCCUUGAACCAGUAAAAAGAUUAGUGCGCUUGUACCGAAACUUUGCUCUUCUGUCAGCAGCUAUUUUGCAUUUUAUUCACAGUAUGGUUAAUCCAGUUUUGCUUGCUCUAAGUGCAUCCCACAGUACUGCUGUUAGGAAACAUUUACGUGUGCUCGCAAUGUGCGCUUUUCUUGUGAUAUAUCCAGUAUGCCUUGUGACGUAUCUAUGGCAACACCACAGCGCAAGUCCCUGGUUAUUGGCAGUGACAGCGUUUAGUAUUGAAGUGAUAAUUAAAGUGAUUGUUUCAUUAAUGGUGUAUACCUUAUUUAUGAUAGAUUCUUACAGAGAUUCAUUUUGGGAAAAAUUAGAUGAUUAUAUUUAUUAUAUUCAGUCAACCGGAAACACUAUAGAGUUUUUAUUUGGAAUAUUUAUGUUUUGUAACGGUGGUUGGAUAAUGGUAUUUGAGUCUGGAGGUGCUAUACGAGCAGUGAUGAUGUGUGUACAUGCUUACCUCAAUAUAUUCGUGCAAGCUAAGGAAGGCUGGAAAGUGUUCAUGAAACGACGGACAGCAGUGAAUAAAAUUAAUUCGUUGCGAGAAGCUACUAAAGAGGAACUUGAAGCAUUUAAUGAUGUGUGUGCUAUAUGUUAUCAAGAAUUAAAAACAGCGCGUGUAACGCGAUGUAAUCAUUACUACCACAGUGUGUGUUUACGUAAGUGGCUUUAUGUUCAAGACAAUUGCCCACUCUGUCAUGAGGUAUUGUACAAACCACCAGGUGAUCAGAACGGCACGGCAAACACAAGUUCACGGAACAUGGAUGAGGCAAACCAGAAUGAUAUAGGAAAUGCUAAUAGAGAACAAGAGGAUUUGUAAAUUCUGUGAUAUUUUGUACACCUGUAAACAGCCUGUUACUUAAAUAUUCAUUUGAUGAAUUUCAUGAGUAUUAAACUAUUUAUUUUUUGUAGAAAAACGGAUCACUUACAGAUUGAGAUAUUGUACUAAUUAAAUUUUUCUUCAGUGUUAGCAAUCCAAGUAUUGUAAAAAAAAAUUUAGAUAUCAUUUAUUUCAUAUAGCCUGAAUUGAAUUUGAAGCCAAUUUGCAGCAGUAUUAAAUUUCUGUGAGAGUUCCUGAAACUAGAAAUAAGAUGCUUUCAGCUACCGGUAUAUCAUUUUAUAUUUGUAAAGCUUUUUUAUAAUAUGUUUUUGUGCAAUGAAGUUUUUGUAAGAAGCUCAUAUUAGAAUGGUAAUGAUUUGUCGCUUGACAAACUAUGACAAAAGGUUGAAUAUUUAUUGAAGUAAUACUGACGUGUGCAGACUUUGGCUUUCAGUUAUCUCUACAUUGUAUUUUGAUGUAGAUGUGAUUGGAAGUCAAGUUCUGCUGUAUAAAUGUAAUACUGUAUAGCUGCUGAAACAAUGUAUCAUACACAGGUUACAUAACGCCUUCAUUGUACUUUAUACUUAACAGUCAUGAGUGACCCACCUUUUUUCUCAAAAUAAAUCUAUUGUACCUAUUUUUAAAGUUGAACAUCCUCAAAUGAUAAGAUAACCCAAACUCUUUUGCCUUGCUGGAGAUAUUAAUGGAAUUAUCAUUAGUUUGAAGUGUUUUUGAAUAUCUACGGUAAUUCUAGCUUUAACUAAAAUAGUAUGCAACAUCUGUUAUAAACUUAUUAUUGCAAUAUUAAAUUUUUAGUGGUGCUCAUACAAUUUUUGUCGAGCCCGCUUGUGGAAGCGCAGACAUAGUUGUCCAAAUGGCUGUUUGGUGUAUGUGCGUGUGUGCGUCUUGCCGUGCGUGCGUGCAUCCGGAUUUGUUUGUCCGACCAUAACUUUGACAUGCAUUGAGCAAUCUUGUCUAUAUUUGGCAUGAAUGUUAACCUCAGUGAGACGGAGUGUCAUGCGCAAAUCACAGGUUCCUAUCUCAAAGGUCAAGGUCACAGUUGGAGGUCAAAGGUCAUGUCAGAUCUUGUCCGGCCCAUAACUUUGACAUGCAUUGAGGAAUCUUGUUUAUAUUUGGCAUGAAUGUUUAACUCAAUGAGACGGACUCUCUGUCAAAGGUCAAGGUCACAGUUAUGGGUCAAAGGGUGGCCUCGACACUUUGCCCGUGGGCAUCUAGUUUCUGUGGAGGUAACAGUACAUAUUUUCCCCAUUCUCAUAAGUGCAGUUGAAUUUGUUGCCAUUAUCUAUUACAGCGCUUUACAGUAAAACAUGUCUAGAGCUAGGAAUUUAAAUUCAGUGAGUUGGGGGUGUCUUAAAAUGGCAGAUAACAGAAAAAUUAAAAGAAAAUAUUCUAAAAGUAAAUAUAUUCAUUCAUACAUUCAUUCUUUCUUUCAAAUCAUUACAAUUUUUUUUAUUGCUGUUUAUAUUAAUUGUUCACAUUUCUUCUUUACUUUUCACAUGUCAGUGAUAUAAUGUUUUUCAUGAAGACACCUUCAAGGAAGAAUUGGUAUAUUAUUAAGCCUCCAGGGUUUUUUUUUUCGGCCGUUUUUAUAGCCGUUAUUCGGCUAUAUUCCCAAUGCCAAAAACUAUGUAUUUUUCCCAAAAUGACUGCAAAAAUUCCCAACCUACAUUCUGAAAAACAAUUUCAUCAAAAUUGCACAAACAUUGACCAAAUUAUGGACAAUUUUGUAAUGGAAGUAUGUUAAAGAGGUUGUACAAUGUGAAACAAGUGUAUGAGAAAGUGCUUAAACACAUCCUUACUAUAUGCUAUGGGACUAAAUAUUUCCCAGUACGCGUCAAAAUUCCCAAUUUUGAGGAUAUAGGCUAUGUUCCCAAAUCAGUUAGAAAAAACUCUGGGCCCUCUGCCUGUAGACAAUUUGGUUUCCAGUCAAUAACUAGAGAACCUUUUCUGAUCUGUAUUGAUCAAACUUUAGGAUGAUUGCAUGUAGUCAUCUUGUGAACCCUAGUAUUUUUGGGGACAGUAUGUAGAGGUCAAGGUCACAGUGACUUUGGGACUAAUCAAUACUUGGAGACACCUGUUCUAAAAUUGUUCAGGGAGGGAAGUAGCAGCUUGUUGAAUUUAGGCGAUGCAUUUCAUCAUUCAAAUUUUCUCAUAGGAAAUCGCUAUAUAGAUUAAUUAAUGACAAACCAUGUUAUGAUAUAGGUGAAUCCGACAGUAGGCAGUAGAUUUUGUAACCCAGACCAUUACCCAUUAAACAGUAUUUCAUUUUUAUGCCCCCACUUUGGGUGGGGGGGCAUAUAGAUUUGCUCUUGUCCGUCCGUCCUUCCAUCCGUCUGUCCGUCCUUCCGAGAAUGUUGUCACGCCUAGCUCCAAAAGUAUUUGACAUAGAGCCACAAAACUUUACAGGAAUAUUGGUCAGCAUGUGUAGUUGUGCACCUGGGGUUUUGCGUCCGGAUUCAUUCAGUCAUGUAGAAGUUAUGGCCCCUGACUUUGUAAAAAUUGGUCAUUUUAGCGUUGUGUCGCGCCUAGCUCCAAAAAUAUAUGACAUAGAGUCACAAAACUUUACAGGAAUGUUGGUCAGCAUGUGUAGUUGUGCGCCUGGGGUUUCGUGUCCGGAUUCAUCCAGUCAUGUAGGAGUUGUGGCCCCUGACUUAGUAAAAAAUUGGUCAUUUUAAUGUUGUGUCGCGCGUAGCUCCAAAAGUAUUUGACAUAGAGUCACCAAAGUUUACAGGAAUGUUGGUCAGCAUGUGCAGUUGUGCACCUGGGGUUUGCGUCCGGAUUCAUUCAGUCGUGUAGGAGUUAUGGCCCCUGACUUAGUUAAAAAUUGGUCAUUUUAAUGUUGUGUUGCGCGUAGCUCCAAAAGUAUUUGACCUAGAGUCACCAAUGUUUACAGGAAUGUUGGUCAGCAUGUUCAGUUGUGCACCUGGGGUUUCAUGUCCGGAUUCAUUCAGUAUUGUAGGAGUUAUGGCCCCUGACCUGGGAAAAAAUUGUCAUUUUAAUGUCAUGUAGUGGGGGCAUCUGUGUCCCAUGGACACAUUUCUAGUUAGGAAAUGUAAGUGGAAAAGAAAAACAGUGUAUGAUUUAGAUAAAAAUAAUUGUCUUUUUUAUUAUUUCAUUUGUAAUCUUGAGAUUGAUCAAGUUUACAAAGUUUAUUAGUUUAUUUACAGUGUUUCAAUUAUAGCUUACAUUUGAAAUAUAAAUGUGUGUGGUUUUACAGCAGUCUUGAACGAUAUAGUGUGAAGAGAGGAAAAAUAUAUCGAAAUAUUCUUUUUAUUUCAUGUUUUGAAUGAAUUUAUACAUUUUAUGGUCUCUUACCAGUGAAAAAUAUAUAUGACAUUAAAACAUUUUCAGUGUGAAAAUAUCAGAUAUAUUUCAUUCCAAUAUCUAGAUAAUUUGCUGAAAAAGAUUUGUUUUUAUUAUUCGAGAUUUGGUAUACUUCAAGGAUUUGUGAACUAUAAUUUCAUGUAGAAGGAAGAUGUUACGAUAUAGAGUUCAGAGUUACAUGCUGUACUCCUACCUGAAAGGUUGCAAGUUCAAAUCUUGCAGAAGGCCGAACUUUACCUGCAGUCUCCUGAUUUCCUGUUGCUGUAAUAAUCUUUGUCAUAAAUCAAGUAAGCAGUCCUCAGCAGUUGUAAACAUACAUCAUGAUAAAAACACUUUUAAUAGUAUAAAUUUUGCCAAACAGUAA